This is a messenger RNA of Sturnus vulgaris (Common starling), 835 nucleotides long. The record is from RefSeq and is a predicted model, not a curated record. NCBI's taxonomy places the organism in Eukaryota, Metazoa, Chordata, Aves, Passeriformes, Sturnidae.
AGAUGAGCAAUGGGCAAAGACCCUGGGUCAUUCCAGGCUGGCUGCUCUCUGCUUCCCCAAGCUUGGAGUUUUGUCUUAGCCCAGACCCUCCUGGCUUAAACCCAGCCCUGGGCUGUGUUAUUUGGGUCCCUGAGCACCCUGAGGGCACCACCUCCCUCAGCUCUGCUCCCUGUGAGCCCAUCCCAGCAUCCCCAUGGAUGGGAAGGGGAGGCUUGGAGAGAUUCCUUCCUUCACCUGCCCCUUCCAGCUGUGGUUUGUGCACUUCAACCCUGAGCAUUGCCUGCAGGCCCUGUCAGCCCACAUCACUCACCUGCAGGGGACACAGGCAGGCUUGAGGCACAGGCUGAACAAGCUCCGUGUGGUCAUGGAUGUGGCAGUUCAGCCCGAGCUGGGGAUGGAGGAGGAGGAGGCUCCAUGUGAAGAAUCCCCUCUUUUAUCCAACGGGGUGACCCUGAAUAAAGAUCCUGUGACCUGCAAGGAGCUCCUGCACCUCAUCCCCCAGGGCCCACCCGAGGCCAUGGCCCAGCAGCUCCUGGUGAUCUUCAGUGGCUGCUACGUGCGGCUCCUGGCCACGGGCCGGCUCCCUCGGGCCAGGGCAGGGGGACACCUGGGGCACAGCAGCGUUCCCUGCCUGUGCCAGUUCAUCCAGAGCACCGUGCUCCAGCCCCACCACGGCUGGGCCAGGUGACCAGAGGGGGCUGGAAAGCACCGAAAUAGAGCUGUGCCCACACACCAGCGUGGAGAAACCGUGGGGCAGAGAAGGGAGCUGUAAUUCCUUGUCGUGGCUGAACGAGUGGAAAUAGGACUGUAAUAAACCAUGCACGAAAGCUGCUCA